AUGCUUGGUACACAAUCAACAGAAAUGAUUGAUAUAACUAAAGAACCAUUAGCUUCAUUUAUUGCAAAUAAUUAUCGAACAGUAGAAAUUAUUGCUUAUAUGAAGAGUUUAUGUGAUGAUACAAAAAUAUAUAAUCGAAUGAGAUUAAUGCUGCUUGGUGGUGAACAAACAGGCAAAACAUCACUUCUUCAAGCUUUUAAACGUGAAAGUUUUCAUAAUAAUAAUACUAUACAACAAUUUCUACGAAGAAAAUCAACAACAAUACGUAAUUUUCCAAUUCUUGAUAUAUCCGAAUGGAUAUAUGAUAAAACACCUCGUGGAUUAAUAGGUCCAAUUACAUUUCGUACUUGGGAUUUUGGUGGACAGCAUGAAUUUCAAACAAUUUAUCAAUAUUUUUUUACUCGACGUACUCUUUAUUUAAUUUGCUGGAAAAUGACUGAAUAUGAUAUGAAUGAACAAAUUUUUGAUACAAUACAUAAUAUUUUAAUAAAUAUUCAAGUAAGUCUUUUUGUUUUGUUUUUUUUUUAUUCCUGA
Rotaria sordida is the source of this 534-nucleotide messenger RNA. Lineage: Eukaryota; Metazoa; Rotifera; Eurotatoria; Philodinida; Philodinidae. The record is from the annotation of a GenBank genome assembly.